Coturnix japonica (Japanese quail) is the source of this 5130-nucleotide messenger RNA. It is a transcript of the gene GAB2, whose product is annotated as GRB2 associated binding protein 2. NCBI's taxonomy places the organism in Eukaryota, Metazoa, Chordata, Aves, Galliformes, Phasianidae. The record is from RefSeq and is a predicted model, not a curated record. Gene Ontology annotation, cellular component: cytoplasm. Gene Ontology annotation, biological process: signal transduction. Gene Ontology annotation, molecular function: transmembrane receptor protein tyrosine kinase adaptor activity.
GGCGAGCGGAGGGGGGAGGCGGUGCUCGGCCCCCCCACCCCGGUCCCUCCCUGCUUCUCUCAUUCCCUCCCUCCUUCCCUUGCUCCGGCCCUGCCCGCUCCCUCCCGGCUCCCUCCUCCCCGGGCCGGCGCUGUGGGCGCUGAGCGCCCCGGGAGGCAGCGCCCGGUUCUCGGUUCUCCUCUCCCGGUUGCAUUCAAGAUGAGCGGAGGAGGAGAGGUGGUGUGUUCGGGCUGGCUCCGAAAGUCGCCGCCGGAGAAGAAGUUGAGACGAUACGCAUGGAAGAAGCGCUGGUUUGUCCUGCGCAGCGGUCGGAUGAGCGGCGACCCCGACGUCCUGGAGUACUACAAAAAUGACCAUUCCAAGAAACCCUUGCGUGUGAUCAACCUCAAUUUCUGCGAGCAAGUGGACGCAGGACUGACCUUCAACAAGAAGGAGCUGCAAGACAGCUACAUCUUUGACAUCAAGACCAGUGACAGGACCUUCUACCUGGUGGCUGAGACUGAGGACGACAUGAAUAAGUGGGUUCGCAGCAUCUGCCAGAUCUGUGGUUUCAACCAGUCCGAGGAGAACACAGAUGCCCUGCGAAGCAUCGUCUCCAUGAACCAUGCACCACGAUCCUCACCAGCAGAGCUCAGUGGUGCCAACCACCACCUGCUGCGUGAGCGCAAGUCCUCGGCGCCCUCCCACUCCAGCCAGCCCACCCUCUUCACCUUUGACUCUCCCGCCGGCCACCUCCAGAGCACCCUCUCUGCCAGUGCCCCCCAGGAUUACCUUUUCCUCCACCAGUGUAUGAGCAGAAAGUCGGAAAACGCAAGGAGCGCCAGCUUCUCCCAAGCCACGAGGUCCUCCUUUUUCAUGCGCAGCGACACAGCUGUCCAGAAGCUCUCGCAAGGCAAUGGGCACUGCGUGAACGGAGUGGGUGGGCAGCUCCAUGGCUUUUACAGCCUGCCAAAACCCAGCCGACACAACUCAGAGUUCAGGGACAGCGCGUACGACCUCCCACGCUCUUUUGGUUCCUACACACACCCCAAGCUGAGCCUCACCAGUUCCGAAACAGAUAACGAGGAAGUCUACACCUACAAGACUCCCAGCAAUGCCUUAUGCAAGGAAUUUGGGGAGCUCUCCACGGACUCCUAUGAUAUUCCCGCCACCCCGCUCUCUGUCUACCAGAUCCCCAGGACAUUUACACUAGACAAGAACCACAAUGCUCUGGCUGUGGCCGCCAGUGACUCACCCACCAUGCCACCCCCACGGCCUCCAAAACCUGGGCAGAUGGAGCCACGAUGGGGCAGCCCACCCCAGCGACCCCAACCCAGUGAAAGCUUAGGGUUGGCCCCCAUGGCAGCCACCAUUCCCCGGAGAAACACACUGCCAGCAGUGGAGAACAGCAGGCUGCACCGAGCUUCUUCUUGCGAGACGUACGACUACCCCCAGCACGGGGGCAGCAGCUCCAUGCAGUCGGUGGAGUCCAUGAAUGAUGGGUACAACUCCUACCUGCAGGCCAAGGCUGUGGUGGCCCGCUCCCACAGUGCUGACUCCGAGGACAACUACGUCCCCAUGAACCCCGGUUCCUCACGCCUGAUCCACACUGAGAAAGCCAACGACAACGCCCAGAGUCUCUACAUCCCCAUGAGCCCUGGGCCACAUCACUUUGACCUGGUGGGAUUGUCCUCGGCCACUCUCCCCAUGCAUAAAGGAGGGGCCAUGGCCCAGUGCCACAGGCGGCUGAGUGAGAUCCAGCCCCCACCAGUCAACCGCAACCUCAAACCCGAUCGGAAAGCAAAGCCAUCACCGCUGGACCUGAGGAACAACACUGUCAUCGAUGAGCUUCCCUUCAAAUCUCCAGUGACAAAAUCCUGGUCCAGACCAAGCCACACCUUCAACGCCGGCUCUUUGCAAUACUGUCGACCUGUCUCCUCCCAGAGCAUCACCAGCACUGACUCAGGAGACAGUGAAGAGAACUACGUGGCGAUGCAAAACCCCAUUUCUGCUUCUCCUGUUCCUAGUGGCACCAACAGCCCAGCGCCUAAAAAGAGUUCGGGUAGUGUGGAUUAUCUUGCCCUGGACUUCCAGCCAAGCUCACCAGGGCCACACAGAAAGCCCUCCACCUCAUCAGCUGCCUCAGAUGAGAAGGUUGACUAUGUGCAAGUGGACAAGGAGAAGACACAGGCGCUGCAGAGCACCAUGCAGGAGUGGACUGAUGUGCGGCAGUCCUCAGAAGCCACCAAGAGCACCAAGCAAUAGCGGCAGGGCAGACACCUAACAGGCAAAUGUCCCAGGGGUUCUCCCAGCUUGGGGCCCUACCAGACUUCCAGCUCCAUUUGGACUGGAUUUCUCUAAAACUGCUGUCUGUGUGGAGGGGAAGGGUUCUUUAUUAUCAUUUUCUUUUAAGACAAAAGGAACUUAAUUGCAGAGGAAGACUUGGCAGAUACUGUUUGCCAGUGAUAAAGGUCAACUGUAUUUGUUGGCUGGGUUUGUGCUUUAGCUGCUGAAUGCACCAUCCAGGAACUUUGAUGUAGCAAUACCAGGUUCCACCUUACACAUUUGUUGCUUACAGUUAUUAAAGCCACCUUGUAUAUGCUAAUACCAUCCUUCCCUGCCUUCUUCCAUACCAUGCCCAUAAACUGUGCCACUUAGGUUUGGCAGCAUCUCUUCUAGGACAUCAUUUCCCACCACCAAUUCUCUUCUCCUUAUGGUUGCCUUCUUCUCAGCAUCCACUCAAUCCCAAACCUGAGCAAAGACCAUUCCUCUUUGACUUUAUUUUCAUCAUCCCAUCUAUUGUAAAUAGUGAUGUGUUCAAAACUUCUGAUAGUUUUUCUCACUGUGGGACAGCCUCUGUGUUUCUGGUAGUGAUUUGUAACCAUGAUGAGCUCGAAGAGCUUCCAGACUGCCUUGUUGAGCUGGCUUUGCAGUCCAGGACUUACCCCACCGUACAUACAUACACCAGCACGUACUCAGACACUUGCAUGCAUGCAGGAACACCCAGGUGUGAUGGAGUGUCUUUUAUGGUUGACUCUCAGAGUCAUUGGGUUGGAGAUGCUGGCUUUGGAUGGCAGAAUUUCAGCCUCUCUGAAGCCAAUUGCCUGUGAAUCUGGCCCUAGGAACCAAAACCUACCUUUUGUGGCACAAAAAUAAGCCCAGAGAGGAUGAGUCCUACCCUUGGCUAUCUGUAUGAGGCAUUCAGAAGGGCUGUGGGGCGCCUGUGUACCUGGGUUGAUGUGAGGUUGAGUGAUAAGUGGGAGGCAAGAGGAGAUGUAGGGACCAGGAGAAGGCAGAUGUUGUACCUCAGAAGUUGGACUUGGGUGAGGGGCUUCUGUGGGCUUUAUCUGGGGUGAAAGGAGUGGAAUAACUGAAAUGUUUGUCAGUGGUGAAGCCCUAGGCUUGGAAAGGAGCUGGCCAGAAGAAGCAGGACAGGGUAUUUCAGUGUUAAAUGUAUUGUAGCAUAGAGCUGGUUCAUGCUGGAAGCAAAGGAUUGGUCUAAAUAUUGUUCCUCAUCUUUGGUGAUACCUCUUUGAUACAGAUGGGACUUUGUGAUGGUCACGACCCCAGGUUCUGAUAAUGGAUGGGAAGCUGCUGUUCCACUGCCUGCAUCUUUGACACAUGGAGGCUUUGGGAUUGUUCCCCAAGCAGCUGCCGCACAUGGAGAGUAGAGAAGGAAGAGGCAGCUUAUUGCAAAGAUAAUUACUCAUGAUCUCAUGAAAACAGGAAGAACUAAUGAUUGCCAUGGAGCUGCCUGAUUGCCAGACAGCAAGCGCUGACACAGAUAAACAGACUGACUGCAUAUCGAGAGCUAAACAAAAGGCACGUUAGAAGGAUUAGGUAAUAACAUUUGCUAAACAGCUUGAGUUAUUCUUUCUUCAAGAUGGACCCCUCCCAGCACCAGGAGCUCUACUUCCCACAACCACCACCAAGAAAAGCAAUCGUUUGUAUUAAGUAUUGAUGCUUAAGUGUUAACACAGUUGUUUAAUCUUGGCCUGAGUUUGGAAAGGGUCAGAUGCAUCUCACAUGGGUACAGGAUGCCAGACCCUUAGAGGCUAGGAUCUGCCUCAUAAAAUAAGUCCUCAGUUUCCAACACACGUUUGUGUUUUCCUCUGCCCUGCCAUGAAAUGGGACGAUCUUAAGGGAAAAGCUCUGAUGACCCUUUUAAGACAUUGCAGUGUUGGGCUUUUACAAGAAUAAUGGAGCAAAUAUCCUCAUGCUUAUGGUAAAAAUAAUAAUCAUCAUCUAGGAGAGAGAUGAGAGAAGUCCCAAAGGGGAAGAUUUAGCACAGCCAGAUGCUUUGUGAAGACCAGGGCCUGUGCUUCUCAUUGUGGACUUGAACGCUUGCAUGGUGAGAUAAUGAAAUGAAGAGCAGAGUGCAGUGCUUCAUCUUUCUAUAGCCCCUUUCAUCACCACUUCUCAGGGGAGACAAAACAUUGGGUCUGGUCCAGAGCCCACUGAAGUCACUGUAAAGGCUCCCAUGAAGCUCAGUGAGCUCAUUAAGAGGAUGUGGAGAGAUCUUCUGGCCUUGGCAUCCCAUGGGUGCCUGAAACACGAAGGAAAAGCCAGUCCCAUGGAUCUGGUGUGCAUUGACCUGGCUGGAAGUGAGCUCUGCACAGUCCCUGUGGAAAGGCAAAGAACUUGGCUUUCCUAUUUUGUCCCCCAACCUGCUCUAUACAAAGGAAAAUCAGGUUGGGGAGGAGGGAUUAUGAUGUACACUGAACGCAUUUCCCUGCCAAAAUCAUGCUGUUUGCCUCCUAAAAUGCAGCCUUCUCUGGGUGGAUGGCAGCAGAAACUUCAGAAAUAGCCCUUCAUGUUGCUUGGGGUCUCUCGCAGUGCAAUUAUGCUUGAGGUGAAACUGAGCCAGCUUCAGGCCAAAGAAAGCUUGAGCCACACCAAAAGCAUGAAAAAAUCAAGUUGUAAUUGUAAUUUUCUUCACUUUUCUGGCCAAGUGCAUUAGAUAUAUAUCCAGUUGUUUGGAGCACGGUCAGAAAUGUGUCUUCUACCUCAUGUGAGGCUGGGAGAUGGGGAGUGCAGCGUUUGAGGCACAGACUCAGAUGUGAAUGAUCCAAAUCGUUUAUUACAAGUUCUCACAUCCCUUAUAUACCUUUACAAGUUGUUAUUUUCUAACUUUCCCGUCCGCCCUUACAA